Fimicolochytrium jonesii is the source of this 599-nucleotide messenger RNA. RefSeq lists its product as uncharacterized. NCBI's taxonomy places the organism in Eukaryota, Fungi, Chytridiomycota, Chytridiomycetes, Spizellomycetales, Powellomycetaceae. Gene Ontology annotation, biological process: proton motive force-driven ATP synthesis. The record is from RefSeq and is a predicted model, not a curated record. Bases 87 to 338 code for a protein of 83 amino acids. The transcript has 3 exons. Gene Ontology annotation, molecular function: proton transmembrane transporter activity.
CGUCGAGACUCGACGACGCAAGCACCGGUUUGGUUUCGUACUAGGAAUUACCGGACGACCCGACAGUUUCAACCACAGCAGCCAAAAUGGUUUCUCAAGCUCCUCCUUACCGCACCUUCUUCGGCCAGCGUGUGUGGCCGGCGCCCAUUCUGAAACUGUACUUUCCGUUCUUCAUCUCGGGUCCCCUCGCCUUCUUCCUGUUCAGCUACGCUCACACCAAGAUGAUGGGCAGCGCAAGCGACAAGUGGGUCAACAUUGUCAACAACGUCCGCAACGCCACCGAGCAACAAAAGCUCAAGCAAGCUGCUCAGCAAUACGCCGAAGCGCACAAGCACUAGAAUGUGGGACGAAAAAUAGUCGAAUUAGACCGCAAAAUCGAAGACUGUGCUUGUAGAAACGCCGAAGUCACAGCCCUUCUGUCUCGGUCAUACCCCUCCCUUGAUGUGCGAAUCUUCAUAUACAGUGCUUUGUGGGAAUUGCAGAAUUUUCAGAUGAACGGUCUUCUCAGUUUCGAUACGCUGCGGUGCGAAUGUUUCCGGUCCGCUUUCAUUUCGGCGAACCAUAUGAGCCUGACUUUUGGAUCACUGGAGGGGGGAUCU